Molecule: messenger RNA, 903 nt
Organism: Pseudoliparis swirei
Lineage: Eukaryota; Metazoa; Chordata; Actinopteri; Perciformes; Liparidae
Product: NAD(P)H dehydrogenase [quinone] 1-like
Exons: 5
Cellular component (GO): cytosol
Molecular function (GO): NAD(P)H dehydrogenase (quinone) activity
Source: RefSeq, a predicted model, not a curated record
UAUCUCUGUUCUCUAAUUGUUUCUUUAGCUGUGAAGAAAGUGUUGAUAGUGUAUGCCCACCAGAGCUCUGGCUCAUUCAACGCUGCAGCCAAAGAAGCUGCUGUGGAGGCUUUAAAAGAUCAAGGCUGCACAGUAGAAGUAUCGGACCUGUACGCCAUCAAGUUUAAAGCCACUGCAACGGCUGAGGACAUCACCGGAGAAGUCAAGAAUGCCGAUCACUUCCGUUAUGCAGAGGAGACCAAACUGGCAUGGGAGGAAGGAAACCUGUGUGCUGACAUCACUGAGGAACAACGCAAACUCUCAUGGGCGGACCUCGUCAUCUUUCAGUUCCCCAUGUACUGGUUCACUGUUCCUGCAAUCAUGAAGGGCUGGAUUGACCGGGUGCUCACACUGGGCUAUGCCUACACUCCAGAGAAGAGAUACAGCCAGGGACUUUUCAAAAACAAGAAAGCCAUGCUGUCCUUCACCACUGGGUCUCAGGAGUCCAUGUUUAGUGCAGAUGGUAUUAAUGGAGACAUUAAUGUCACACUGUGGCCACUACAGAACGGCAUCCUGCACUACUGUGGCUUCCAGGUUCUGGCCCCUCAGAUCUUCUGGGCUCCGUCUCACGUUCCAUCUGAGGCUCGCAGCGCCAUGCUGGAGGGCUGGCGUACCCGACUGCAAGGAGUCAUGGAAGAAAAGCCCCUUUCCUUCACCCCCUCCGAAUGCUUUGAUGGUGAGAAGGGUUUCCAGCUGAAGCCUGAGGUCCGUGAGCAACACGCUGCCAAUGAGUACGGACUGACUGCUGGGAUCCACCUAGGAAAGGCGCUGCCGCCGAACAACCAGAUGACAGCUGGAGUCUAAAGACGCUGGAGCUUCUGUUUAUAUUGUAUGAUGACAAAAUAAAAGCUGAAUUUAAUUAUG